CUGUCAGUAUCUGUCACGUCCCGCCUGUGGUCGGUGUCCGUGUGUUUGUGUCAGAUAUCAUUAUAUAUUAUCAUCGUGGUCCGCGUCAGGAGCGGGGCUGGUGGCGAGGCGCCCCGUGAGGACACACUACUUACUGUAACACGCUCCUCAUCAAACAUUAACAUAAAUGAAACGAGCCCGGCGGCGGACAGAGGACUAGUGUCGCCCCUCACACCACUGCCGCGGUAUCACUUGAUGAUUAAUGAGGGGUGA
Danaus chrysippus (African queen) is the source of this 252-nucleotide messenger RNA. The record is from the annotation of a GenBank genome assembly. Lineage: Eukaryota; Metazoa; Arthropoda; Insecta; Lepidoptera; Nymphalidae.